CUUAUUUCAUAGCGCACGGCAUAGUGCUUUGUCUUGUUGCAAGCUCUUUGGUUUAGUUCGUUGCUGUGUGUAAUCAGCUAAAAUGUUGUUUUUCGAAAAUUUGUGUGUGACAUUCUCCAGAUUGUAGAACUGAAGCCAUGUUCCAGGAACCAACUAUGUGGAUAAAAAAAGAGGAAACGGAUGAAGUACAAACUGAGUUAUGCUCCAUGUUUCUUGAAGACCCAUUAAAGACUGAAAGCCCUAGUGUUUGGGUAAAGCAAGAUCCUGAACUGAAACAAGAUGCUGAUGGAUCUGAGCAUAAUUCUGUUAAAGACCCACUGGGAAUAUCUUGGUCCACUGAUUUUAUCAAGAAGGAUCCUGAAUUAAAUCUGGAACUGAAUGCAACAGAGAAUAUUGUGGAAACCUCAACAAGAUACACAUCUGAUACAGCAAGAUUGACUCAGAGUACUGGUGAGAGGUGUGGAGUAUCAUGUGAAGAAACUUGUCACCAUAGACAGGAUGAGUUUGUGAUAGACAUGGAGAAGUCAACACACGAGUUUGGUACCUAUACAGAAGAUGUGACUGUUGAUGAGGAAUGCUCAGUUGCCACCAGAUAUGACUGUAGUACGAGGGAAAAGGAAUUUCAUGUAUAUAGAUGUAAUUCCUGCCAACAGAGCUUUCCUUCAAAAUACAGACUCAUAAUGCAUGUGUUUAUGCACAUUGAUGGCACACAACCACCUUUGUAUGUUUGUAAGUGGUGUGGUGAGGUAUUUCACAGUAAUGUUAGUUUGAAAAAACAUUUAAGAAUGAGUGAGAAUUAUCAUGUCUUAAUUGCUGGCAACCAUGAAGAAUAUGGCUAUAUUGAUGAGCAUCAAAGCAGUAUCAUCUUGGAUAGUUUGCCAGAAGUUUCUGCUACAGAACACAAUGAGCAGUCUUCAUGUAAGGAAACUUGGAAAGCUUCAAAGAAGCCCUCUAAUGACAUGUGUAACACACACAUGACAAAUGAUACAGAGAAAACAGUUGAUUAUGGAAAUUUAUCUACAGCUGUUAAUUUCAGUGCCCAGGCUGAUCUAAUUACUGCAAACAGAACUGACAGAUAUGGUAUUUGUGGCAACUUGUUUGUUAGGUCACAUCAUCUCAAGAGAGAGAAACUAAUUCACAUGGGAAAGAAACCCCACAAAUGUGAGAUUCGUGGGGAAUCGUUUGCUCAGUCAGGUCAUCUCAAUACACACACAUUAAUACACACUGGAAAGAAACCUCACAAAUGUGCGAUUUGUGACAAAUCGUUUGCCCAGGCGCAUCAUCUCACGAAUCACGUUGUAAUUCACACUGGAAAGAAAUCGCACAAAUGUGAGAUUUGUGGGAGAUGUUUUUCUUUGUCUAACAAUCUCACGACACAUGAAUUAAUUCACAUUGGAAAGAGACCGCACAAAUGUGAGAUUUGUGGGAAAUCUUUUGCUAGUUCAAGCAGUCUCAAGAUGCACGGAUUAAUUCACACUGGAAAUAGACCGCACAAAUGUGAGAUUUGUGGGAUAUCUUUUGUUAGGUCAUACGAUCUCAAGAUACAUGGAUUAAUUCACUCUGGAAAGAAGCCUCACAAAUGUGAGAUUUGUGGGAAAUCUUUUGUUAGGUCAGGCGAUCUCAAGAUACACGGAUUAAUUCACACUGGAAAGAAAUCUCACAAAUGUGAGAUUUGUGGGAGAUGUUUUUAUUUGUCUAACAAUCUCAAGACACACGAAUUAAUUCACACUGGAAAGAGACCGCACAAAUGUGAGAUUUGUGGGAAAUCUUUUGUUAGGUCACGCGGUCUCAAGAUACACCGAUUAAUUCACACUGGAAAGAGACCGCACAAAUGCGAAAUUUGUGGCAUAUGUUUUGUUAGGUCAGGCGAUGUCAAGAUACAUGGAUUAAUUCACACUGGAAAGAAACCUCACAAAUGUGACAUUUGUGGGAAAUCUUUUGUUAGGUCAGGUGGUCUCAAGAUACAUCGAUUCAUUCACACUGGAAAUAAACCUCACAAAUGUGAGAUGUGUGGGAAAUCUUUUGCUCUAGCAGGCAAUCUCAAGAGACAUUCAUUAAAUCACACUGGAAAGAAACCUCACAAAUGUGAGAUUUGUGGGAAAUGUUUUACUAUGUUAUGCAAUCUCAAGAUACACUUGCUAAAUCACACUGGAAAUAAACCUCACAAAUGUGAGACUUGUGGAAAAUCUUUUACUAGGGCAGGCAAUCUCAAGACACAUAGGUUAAUUCACACUGCAAAGAAACCGCACAAAUGUGAGUUUUGUGGGAAAUCUUUUGCUAGCGCAGGCAGUCUCAAGAGACAUUCUUUAAUUCAUACUGGAAUGAAACCUCACAAAUGUGAGAUUUGUGGGAAAUCUUUUGCUAGAGCAGGCAGUCUCAAGAGGCAUGCAUUAAUUCACACUGGAAAGAAACCUCACAAAUGUGAAAUUUGUGGGAGAUCUUUUGCUAUGUUAUGCUAUCUCAAGAAACACGCAUUAAUUCACUCUGGAAAGAAUCGACACAAAUGUGAUAUUUGUUGGAAAUCUUUUGCUACUUCAGGCGAUCUCAAGACACAUGCAUUAGAACACAUUGGAAGGGGACGUCACAAAUGUGGUAUCUGAGCCAAAAGUUUCACUUAAUUGGGUACUCUCAAAACACAUGCAUUAGUUCACAUAAGAAAGAAAGUACAAGUAAGUGUUAGUUUACGCAAAUAGGUUUUCCUGGUUUGUGCCAUCAAGGCCUAUAAAAUAAUGGAUGUAACAGGGGGGACAAGAAAUUGUAAUGCUUGUGAAAUAACAUUAAAAUGUGUUAGAAACAAAAGUGUGCAAUGAUGCGUACUAUAGAGUGGUAACACAUAAUGUGACAAUAUAAAAAUCCAUAUCAGCAGGUUGAGAUGUCAAGAAAUUCUAUUACUAAAUACUCCUGAAACAUGAAUCAAA
Schistocerca nitens (vagrant locust) is the source of this 2918-nucleotide messenger RNA. Its product is annotated as zinc finger protein 708-like. Gene Ontology annotation, molecular function: DNA-binding transcription activator activity, RNA polymerase II-specific; RNA polymerase II cis-regulatory region sequence-specific DNA binding. The coding region runs from base 138 to 2600 and encodes 820 amino acids. NCBI's taxonomy places the organism in Eukaryota, Metazoa, Arthropoda, Insecta, Orthoptera, Acrididae. The record is from RefSeq and is a predicted model, not a curated record. The transcript has 6 exons. Gene Ontology annotation, biological process: regulation of transcription by RNA polymerase II. Gene Ontology annotation, cellular component: nucleus.